This is a messenger RNA of Schistocerca serialis cubense, 3836 nucleotides long. RefSeq names its product arylsulfatase B-like. The coding region runs from base 203 to 1882 and encodes 559 amino acids. Lineage: Eukaryota; Metazoa; Arthropoda; Insecta; Orthoptera; Acrididae. The transcript has 9 exons. The record is from RefSeq and is a predicted model, not a curated record.
GCAGUGUCUGUCAGUGGCGCCAGUACCUCGAAGCCGCUCAGCGCGUCUGACGUCACGGCCCAGCGGCCACCUGCUGCAGCCGUCAGCGAGGCGACUCGAGAGUCUGUUAAGAGUGAAGGAAUAGUGUUGAUCCAGGCCGGCUGCUCGCCAGAAUCCAUUCCACAGUGGACUUCACUGCUUUCACUAAACAGACGCCUGCAAAAUGAAGACAUCGUUGGCAGUCGCGUUGCUCGUGGCUAGCUUCGCAGCCACGUCCGUCAGUCACCACAUUUCCUGUAGGUCUCCGCACAUAAUUUUCAUCAUCGUCGACGACAUGGGUUGGAACGACGUGAGCUUCCACGGCUCUGACCAGAUACCUACCCCGAACAUCGACGCAUUGGCCUACCAUGGGGUCAUCCUCAACCAGCACUACGUGCAGGCCGUCUGCACGCCUUCCAGGGCAGCACUCAUGACGUCCAGGUACCCAGUGCGCAUAGGUAUGCAGGGUGUCCCAAUAUACGCAGCCGAACCGCGCGGCCUUCCCGAAGGCAAGAUCCUUCCGCAGUACCUGAAGGAGCUGGGCUACGUCACGAGGGCCGUGGGCAAGUGGCACCUGGGCUACCACAGGGCCGACCUGACGCCCACCUAUCGCGGCUUCGACUCCCACCUGGGCUACUGGAACGGCUUCGUCGGUUACUACGAUUACAUCCUGCAGGCCGGGAACCUCAACGGGUACGACCUACGGCGCAACAUGAGCACCGCGUGGGACCUCUCUGGGCGCUACGCCACCGACGUCUUCACAGAGGAGGCAGAACGGCUGAUCGGGGACCACGACACCCGGAAGCCGCUCUUCCUCUACCUGGCGCACCUCGCAAUGCACGCCGGGAAUCCAGCGAGGCUGCUGGAAGCGCCGCAGGAGUACAUCAGUCGCUUCGGCUACAUCUCAGACCCGAACCGCCGGGUGUACGCAGGGGCGAUGGCCAAGCUGGAUGAGUCCGUGGGGCGAGUGGUGACCGCGCUGGAGCGACGUGGCAUGCUAGAGAACUCCGUCAUCGUCUUCUCCUCAGACAACGGAGCGCCCACUAUUGGCGAGUACCCCAACUGGGGCUCCAAUUACCCAUUCAGAGGACUAAAGGAGACGCUGUGGGAGGGCGGGGUUCGUGUCGCCUCGCUGGUGUGGAGUCCGCUGCUGCAGAACACGCCCAGGGUGUCCCACCAGCUGAUGCACGUCACCGACUGGCUGCCCACGCUCUACUCUGCCGCCUGCGGUGACGUAUCCUCGCUGCCCCGUGACCUUGACGGCGUGGACCAAUGGGAGGCGCUGGUCAGCGGCUCGCUGUCUCGCCGCUCGGAGCUGCUGCUCAAUGCAGACGAGGCGAGUGAGACGGCCGCCGUCCGAGUCGGAGACUGGAAGCUCGUCAUAGGAACGCUGCAGAACGGGUCACUGGACGGCUUCUUCGGCGCCUCUGGGAGGGAGGACGCAGCCCGCACGCCGCCUUACGACCCCGAGGCCGUAGCCUCGAGCCCCUGCGGGCGCGCAGUGUCGCUAGCCGUGGGCGCCGCGACGCCUGUAGACGCCAUGGUGCGGCUGCGCCGCGACGCCACCGUCAGUUGCGCCUCCAACUCGUCGACGCCGCGGUGCGUGCCCAGGUCCAGCUACGACGCGUGCCUCUUCAAUCUGAGGGAGGACCCCUGCGAGCAGGAGGGCGUGGUGGCCGGUAGCCAGCCGCUCCUGAAAGACUUCCUGCUGGAGCGCCUCGUCGCCCUGCGGACGCCCUGGGUGCGGCAGGCAGACCUGCUGCUACAGAACUCACUUGCCGAUCCUGCCCACUUCAACAACACCUGGUCGCCCUGGACAGACUGCCUAUGGGACUACACCGAUUCUUUCUGCAACCACGUCUGAACGUCUUCCAUUUGAUCUGUACCUGGCUCUAUUUGGCGGACUACUUGAGGCGUACCUGGACUACCUGAGCAUCUACGACUUCAGCAGUAACUCGCCAACCCUCGGCGAACUUCUUUUGAAGUACUAGCUAGAUUCCUUAUGGGAUCAUAUCCGAGUGUUUCCAGUUUCAGUCACACAUACCUCCCUUGGCGGACUGUUAGAGGGACUACAUGCACUCCUUCUGGAUGCACUUCUACACCUUCAGCAACUCCUAAUCCACCUUGAGCGACUGCUUGAGAGAUUACCUCUACUCUUUCAAUUACAUCUUAACCCCUUCAACUUCAACACCAACCGACCCUAUUUAUUGGCUGCUUGAGGAAUUACCUGAACACCUUAUGCAAUCACACCUGAGUGUCUUAAGCUUCAAUAAAUGCUGCCCCAUCCAUCGCCUCCUUUUAAUGGACUAUUUGGGGGACUACCUGGAGUUCUUCUACAACACUACCUGAACUUAUCGACUUUCAACGAAACCUACCCAUCACCUCUCAUUGACGAACUACUUGAAGGAUAACAUGACACCUUCCACAACCAUGCCUCAGCGCCUCCAGCUUAAUACCUGCACUCUUUGAUGAAAUGAUUGAUGGACUACUUGAGCUCCUUAUGCAGUCACAUUUUCGUGCCUAUAAUAUCACCAUCUCAACUCCUUCUGCAAUCAUGUCUCCAGCAUACAGCGCUCCAGAUUUUUUGGCUAUGCAUACGUGGUACCCAACCAGACAGAGGAUAACCUCAGUCCUUCAUGUUCUCAGUUUAUAAAUAAAUCUCCAUAAUAUCUUAUCAAUUUCCCUCCAUUUUUCCAUGCAUCAGUAGUUAAUUUUUAGGCCGAUUCUCAUGAAAAAUCAGGGUACUUUGUACUUAAACUAUUUGAAUAUCAUUUAUUGUGGGACUAAAUCCUCUGUACUCUUCUUCAUUUGAAACUGAUUUUAUGCAAUGAAAUGAAAUAAAUGAAUUGAUCUGGAUGAAGGAAGUGAAGAAACAACGACGUGAAAUGAUAUCAGUGCAGAUCGUUCACAUAAGUUGAACUUAUGUUUAAUGAGUAUGUAUUUACAAGUAAAAAUUGUUACCACACUGGGGUUCGAAACCUGGAUUGAAAAGUAACGUAGGACCAUGACUCGAAUCAUAUCCUAAUCUUCGUAAGCGUUCAUUUUCAAAAAGUAAGCUGCCUGAGUAGGCUUCACGUUCGAGGCCAACUUUCAUUGGCGCUGAUUUUCCCAUCCGCGAUUUUCCAACUCUGAUACGACGGAUCCUCCUAUGGAGCUCUCUUCCUUCUCCAUUCCCAAAAUAUUGCAAUUUCCAUAAACCCAGUGACGGAAUCUUUAGUACUAGUAUUCUGAAAUUAAACACAGAAUCGUUACUGAUCCUGGAAGUUUGGUUAAGCCCUUGGGGCGGACUCAGUGUGGUAUAUUCUUUUAUGUGUUUAUCUAUUUGUUGUUUGUCUGUUGCCGAUGUAUUAUGCUCGCAGUAAAAGAUCGUAACAACGUGAUAAAAUUGUCUCUGGUAGUGCUGUUAAAAGAAUUACUGUUUGUUGCACGUAUGAAGAGUCUUGGGAGAGACGGCUGGAUAUUUUUACCAACUAUUCAUACAUGAGAUUGCAGGUUCGAGUGCUGUUGUCCACGUCUCUUCCCGUACACGUCGCAUUCAAUCUGAAACAAUUCUGCUAUUUCAAUACUUCCAAAAAUACUGAUAAAGGUCGUGACGCUCACCUUUGUUCUCAUAAAAUAAUAACGGUUUAUUUUGUCUCUUGUACAAUUCUCCACAUAACAUCAAAAGAAGUGAACAGAAAACUCUACUUACUCUUAGUUACGAGUAAAACCACAGAGAGAGUAAUAUCCCGAGUCAACGAUAUAAUUAUCAUAGAGUCUCUCAGAUAACGUCUUUGCCACUUAGCUUUCUCACAGUCGAUUCGGUACAUUACAUGUUU